UCUCUGUUAAUUUUAUGAUUUAUGGUAAUGUUAAUUGUUUAAUUUGACUGAUUUCGUGAGUUUUUAUCGAGACGCUGUUCCCGUACUGAUAUGAUAACGUUUCAUUCGCUCGUGCGCUUUCGGUGGUCCUAGACGUGUUACGCGUUGUAUUCACUUUAGUUCGCCGGUUCCCCAGUGCUGCUUCAUCAUGGAGAUGGAAACCAUAGGAGACCAGGCCACUAAACUGGACGACCCUCCGAAGUACGGGCUCAAGUUGCCUUUGGACCAUGUAUUUCCUCUCCAGACCAAGCAGAUAAUAGUACCUAAAGCUAAUCAGAUUCUUGAAAUGAUGCCUCUUACUGUCAGGUAUCUGAAGUAUUAUCUUGGAAAGAAAAUGCACAAAAAACGUCCAAUUAUGGACUACAUUAACAUGAUUUCAGCACAAAGAAUGUAUGGAUGUCCAAUAGGUGGUAUAGGAAGUGGUACCAUUGGCAGGGGAUUUAAAGGAGAAUUCUGCAGGUUCCAAAUGUUCCCAGGCCUCUAUCAGUAUGUCACAGUACCAGAAUGCCAGUUCAUAGUUAACAUCAGAAAUGCCAACAAAGAAACCAUUUUCCAGUCGGUGUUAUCGACUUAUGACAAGCCCAAAAAAGCACCGGCGUCAUGGGAAUGGAACUUGAAAGGUGCAAACUGUGAAUACACGGCUUUGUAUCCACGUGCAUGGACCACUUAUGAUUUGUCAGAGUAUGGAGUGAAACUGGUCUGCCGCCAAGUAUCACCAGUGGUACCACAUAACUACAAGGACAGUAGCCUUCCUUGUGCUGUGUUUGUGUUCACAGCAGAAAAUGUAUGCGAUGAACACAGAGAUGUUAAUAUUACAUUUACUUGGACCGAAGUACUGGCAGAUCCCAGAAAGAAGAAAUCAGCAAUAAAAUUAGACCUGGAAAGGUACUCAGAAGACCAAACAUGCGGUGUGACCCUAGACCAGAAGAUAUUAGAUCAACCAUGCACUUUCACCAUAGCCAAGACGAAAAACAAUAAUGAGACUAUUCACGAGGGUUACUGCCUGUGGAACGCGGCAAAGACGUCGGCCUACGUAUGGCAGUGUAUGAAAGAACAUGGCAGGCUGUAUCCCGACCCGAGCCUCACCCCGCCCCCGCCUAAAGUCCCAGACAAGUCUGAAAGCAAAGAUGAAAAGAAAAAAUCAGAGAAAGAAAAACAGCAAAAGCAGAAGAAAAUGUAUAAAUGCGAUUCCAUAGCUCUGUCAAGUUCGCUAUCUCUAAAAGCCGGCGCUACUGGAAUGACUGAGUUCUGUCUCGCGUGGGACAUGCCUGUUAUUAAGUACGCGAAGGAUAAGACCAUCCGUAAAAGGUUUUACACAAGAUUUUUCGGCAGUGACGGUAUAGCGGGCGCGAGUAUUGCUGGAUACGCCCUUAGGAAUUAUAGAAAUUGGGAAAGGCAACUCAUUGAGUGGCAAAACCCCAUUUUGAAUAAUAGUAAUAUACCAGACUGGUUAAAAAGUGCCUUAAUGAAUGAGCUUUACUUUAUCGCCGACGGAGGAACUAUUUGGUUCGACGGCCGCGAAGAUUUUCCGGAAGGCGACCCCAGACACGAUUUUGGAUUGUUUGGCUAUCUGGAGGGACACGAGUAUAGAAUGUACAAUACUUACGACGUACACUUCUAUGCGUCCUUUGCUUUAGCACAACUUUGGCCUAAUUUACAAGUAGUACUACAAUACAUGUAUCGAGAUACAAUCGCGCUAGAAUCGGAGAAGAGUCGAAAAUCUUUAUAUAACGGCAAAAAUGUGAAAUAUAAAGUCAAGGAAUCUAUUCCACACGAUUUGGGAGAUCCAGACGAUGUGCCGUUUACGAACAUAAACUGCUACAACAUCCACGACGUGAGCGAGUGGCGCGACCUCAACCUGAAGUUCGUGUUGCAAGUGUGCCGCGACCUGCGUAUCCUGCGAGCUUACGCCGCGCCCUUCGGCAACGAGAGGUACCGCUCAAUGUCGUAUAUCGACGACGUGAGAGACGGUACAGAGGACGACUUGUACUCGCGCGCGACGGAGCAGGCGGUGCCGCCGCCAUGUGAGACGCCGCCGCCGCCGCCGCCGCGGGCGCCGCCGCCCCCGCGACAGGCGAGCAAGCCCGUGGCCGUCGGCGAUAUACUAGACCUGUUGUACAGGAGCACAGCGUCAGAGGUACAGGAAUCCGAAGUGAGGCAGGAACCGCGAGAGAGCGUCACAGCAGUAUGGGAUAGCAGGCGAUACCUCAACGAUAUGUAUCCGUCGUGUUGUGCGCUGCUGCGACGCGCACUUAGCUGGGACGCGGAUGGCGACGGGCUUAUUGAGAACAGCGGCAGUCCUGACCAGACCUUCGAUGCUUGGGUGAUGACUGGACCCAGCGCAUACUGCGGCGGGCUAUGGCUAGCAGCAUUAUCAGGAGUACGCCAUAUGGCACGUUUACUGGAGAAAGAGGAUGACGAGCGAGAAUUCGGCAAACUAUUGGACCAAGCACAACACUCCUUCCACGACAAGUUGUGGAACGGAACGUAUUACCUGUUCGAUACCAAACCCUCUAAUAGAAACGUUGUCAUGGCUGAUCAACUCGCUGGCCAAUGGUUCCUUCGAGCAUCCGGGUCAUCCGAUCAAGUGUUCCCAGAGAGCAACGUCCGCAAAUCUCUGGGGACGAUAUACGAGAACAACGUACAAAAAUUUGUCGACGGCAAGAUGGGCGCAGUCAACGGCUGGGUGCUGGAGGGCCGCGGUCGCAUCGACACUACCGCGCUGCAGAGCGAGGAGAUGUGGACCGGAGUCACAUAUGGACUCGCCUCGCUCAUGAUAUUUGAAGGCAUGCACGAAGAGGCCUUCGUAACCGCAGGCGGGAUGUACAAGACAUUGACAGAUAUGGGCCUUGCUUUCGAGACUCCAGAGGCGUUGUACGAGAAUGGUAACCACCGCUCCAUUGCUUACAUGCGACCUCUGGCCAUAUGGGGUAUGUACCAGGCGAUAGUCAAUAGGCCCCCGCCGCCUGCGCCCGUUGCUAAUGGACAACUGAAGCACGCCAAAGAAAAUGCUAAGUUAUAGUGAAUUUCUGAAGGUUUAAGGUCUGUAUGGAAUGUGUUCAGAGGUAAGAUUUAUAUUUUUUCUUACGAUACUUAAUGUAUAUCAUGUUAUCUCGUAAUUUCGGUAGCUUUUUUUGGCUUGACUUUCAAGGGAGAUACUGUUACGUUUGAUGUACUAUGGAAUUUGUAAAAUGAACUGUAGGAUUUUAAAAUUAUAUAUAGCAUUGUACUGUAAUUCGGUUUCCUAGGCCAUUUGUCCGCAACGGAAACUCGGUAUUCAUUCUUCAUGCUCUCUUCUGGUUUAUGAGUGGAAGAAUUGUCCAGAUUAGUAGUUGUUUUUUACGUUUUUCAUAUCCAAAGGAUGUGCUGUUUUAGACAUCUUAGUCUAGGCAAAGCCUGAGU
Messenger RNA from Pectinophora gossypiella (pink bollworm), 3441 nucleotides. Its product is annotated as non-lysosomal glucosylceramidase. Gene Ontology annotation, molecular function: beta-glucosidase activity; glucosylceramidase activity. Gene Ontology annotation, biological process: glucosylceramide catabolic process; carbohydrate metabolic process. Gene Ontology annotation, cellular component: membrane. Bases 188 to 3061 code for a protein of 957 amino acids. The record is from RefSeq and is a predicted model, not a curated record. The transcript has 18 exons. Lineage: Eukaryota; Metazoa; Arthropoda; Insecta; Lepidoptera; Gelechiidae.